Molecule: messenger RNA, 1335 nt
Organism: Elaeis guineensis (African oil palm)
Lineage: Eukaryota; Viridiplantae; Streptophyta; Magnoliopsida; Arecales; Arecaceae
Source: RefSeq, a predicted model, not a curated record
CGCUCCCUCGCGGGCUUCGUAUAAAGCUCGGACGGUUGCGGAGGAGGGUUUUCAGGGCGGAAAAGAAAGAAACCAGCCGUAGAAGAGGGCGCCCGGAGCGAAGAAAGAUGGAUCGGUACCAGAGGGUGGAGAAGCCGCGGGAGGAGACGCCAACUAAUGAGAAUGAGAUCCGUGUUACAAGUCAAGGGAGAAUGCGCAACUACAUCACAUAUGCCACCAGCCUACUUCAGGAGAAAGGUUCAAAUGAAAUUAUCUUCAAGGCAAUGGGAAGAGCUAUCAACAAAACUGUCAUGAUUGUGGAACUGAUAAAGAGAAGGAUUGUUGGUCUCCAUCAAAAUACUGCUACUGGAUCUAUUGACAUAACUGAUACAUGGGAACCAUUAGAAGAAGGCCUACUUCCGCUUGAGACCACUAGGCAUGUGUCUAUGAUCACUAUAACUUUGUCCAAGAAGGAGCUUGAUACAUCCUCUGUUGGGUAUCAAUCUCCUUUACCCACAGAUCAGGUGAAACCAUUACCUGAAUUUGACUAUGAAGGAGAUGGCUCACCUGCUGGUCGAGGUAGAGGCCGCAGUGGUCGUGGCAGAGGGAGGGCUCGUGGUAAGUUUGAUGAUAUGGGAAUGGGAUUCUUUGUUCAGCUUUCAUUCAUUAUAUUUAGUAUUUACAAGUUAUGCUUAGGAAAUGGCACCAUGGACUAUGGUGAUGGAGGCUGGGAUGAUAGAGGUCAUGGAUAUGGUAGAGGUGGAUAUCCCCGUGGCUGGGGCCGUGGUUUCCGGGGUCGUGGCAGAGGAGGCAGGUAUGGUGGCCGACCUGAUUAUCAGCAAGAAAUGGGUGGCUAUAAUGGCGAGGCACCUGUUCGUGUCCAGGGCCGAGGUCGUGGUCGUGGGAGGGGUCAAACCCGAGGAAGGGGACAUGAUUCUAGAUCAAAUGGACCGAUCCAUGCCAGUAUUGGUGGGGUGUAACUGGAUCACAGUUCAAGCAAAACUUCUUCUUUAUGACUUGUUGGAUGCCUGCUCCUUUACAAAGGCUUGUCAUUUGUCCUUUGGUUAUAGAUUAAUGAUAGUGUGUGUAUGCUGUCGUGCCAUGGACUGGCAGUGGUAUCUUUAUGAUUAUGUAGGCUUAGUAGCUGUUCCAUUUUUAAUUCUUAUUAGAUUGAACUAAUUGUAGGAUUCAAUAAUUAGAGCAGUACAUUCUUUUAUUUUUCCAAGGCUGGCUUGAUGAAGUAUACUGGUGUUGUUAAUCUCUCACUAAUGAUUUUCCCAGAGGUUGGCUAUCUGUAUAAGUGUGUGUUUUCUCUUCAUUAAAAACAAAAAAAUCAAAAUGACUUUUUUUUUUUUU